UCACGUUUGAUAAUGCAUUUUGUGAAAGGCUGUGGGUGAAGCUGGGUGACGCGUGAUCACGUGACCUGGGCGUUUUGCCAAAACUUCAGAGCGGCGUUUGUAAACAUCAGCAUAGGAUGACAUCACGAGCCAGCAACACUGGAGCUUUUUAUUCGUUUCCCUCGGGGGAUUUUGCCUUCUCUUUAUCAAAAGCUCUGGAUAAAAACGGUGUUCUGAGAAACCAUCCUACUCUGACAAAACGGCUUUUUGAUGGCUCUCCGCUGCAAACAGUCACACGCAGUCGAGGCGAACUGUGUCCCACGCCACGGAAUUCUCCUUCGUUUCUUAUCUGAUGAGCAGAGAGAGGCAGACGAGCACGUUUUGGAUUAAAAACAGUAAACAAACAGAAAACCAGCUAAUACACUGCAUCAGUACCUAGAUGAUUAAUCUGCCUAUUUCUACCCGACAAACUCUGCAGCAACAAUGACUGAGAAGAAAAGGAAGCGAUCUGUGUCUGUUGAGUCGUCCAGUGAGACUCCAACCAGUUCACAGAUGAGUACCACUCCCAGCAUGAGUGAGAGUGACAGAUCCAAGUUUGAGCCCCUCGGCUUUGAAAGUUCACAGUCCAUGGGACCUGGAUCUGCAGCGCCAAGCGAUAUUUCUUUAAAGAGUGACAGAUCCAAGUUUGAGCCACUUGGUUUUAAGACACAAAGUUCACAGUCGACGGCUUCGUCUGAGUCCAUGUCAUUGAAGAGUGACAGAUCCAAGUUUGAGCCACUCGGUUUUAAGACACAAAGUUCACAGUUGCCAGCACCGUCUGGGUCCAUGUCGCUGAGGAGCGACAGAUCCAGGUUUGAGCCACUUGGUUUUAGGACAAAGACACUAAGACCAGUAACUGAGAAGCCAUCCACCUGUCCGGUUUGCAAAGAUGUUAUGAAGAAUCCAGUUCAGCUUAGCUGUGAACACUGGUGCUGCAAACUGUGUCUCAGCUCAGACCUGGAUGAGUCUGAAUCACCAGCAGACUGUCCUUGUCCUCAGUGUGGGAAGAAAUCCAGGAAAACAUUAAAACAAGAGACAGACAAGGAGGGAGACACAGGUAAAAUGAAUCUUUUGGAGGCAAAGAAGAAAUUAAAAGAAGCAAUGAAAGUGAAAUUUUCCUCAGUCUCUGAAGGUAAUGGUGACAAGCCGAGUUCACUAAACAACAUCUACACAGAGCUUCAUAUAACCACUGGAGAGAGUGAAAGGUCACGUGAAGAGCAUGAAGCCAGGCUGCUCGAACAUAAACGGAUAAGACACACUUCAGAACAACAAAUAAUAAAUCUAAAUGAUGUGUUGAAACCGUUGCCUGGUCAAGACAAACCUCACAGAACAGUUGUCACAAAGGGCGUCGCAGGAAUUGGAAAAUCAUUUUCUGUGCAGAAAUUCAUUCUUGACUGGGCCGAAGAGAAGGAAAACCAGGAUGUAGAUUUUGUUUUCAGUCUUGCUUUCAGAGAGCUGAAUUUGAUUAAAGGAGACAAAAGCCUACAUGAGCUCCUGACUUUAUUUCACCCCACACUGUCUGAUCUCAAAGAUUCAGUGGAUUAUACCAAAACCAAGAUUGUUCUGAUCCUGGACGGUCUGGAUGAAAGCAGGUUUCAGCUGGACUUUGAAGGCAUUAAAACUAUAACAUCUGUCAUGGAAGUAACAUCUAUGAGUAAUCUCCUAGCAAACCUCAUGCAGGGUAACCUUCUUCCUGAUGCAAACCUCUGGAUUACUUCCCGUCCAGCAGCAGCCAAUCAGAUCCCUGCAGAACAUGUUGACAUGGUGACAGAGAUAAGAGGGUUCAAUGAUCCUCAAAAAGCUGAAUACUUCAGGAGGAGAUUUAGUCAUGAUCCUGGUCUUGCUGAAAGGAUCAUUAAACAUAUUCAGUCUUCACAGAGUCUCGACAGCAUGUGUCAGAUCCCGAUCUUCUGCUGGAUUUCUGCAGUGUUAUUCCAGGAAGUCUUUGGAGGAGACGUUGAAACUGAAAUUCCUCAAACUCUUACAGAGAUGAUGUCAUACUUCCUGUUUGCACAAACAAAGCGUAGAAGCAGGAAAUAUGACAAGAAGGUUGAGACAAACAAAGAAAAGCUUCUGAAAACACACAAAGAAUUUCUUCUGAAACUCGGCAAGCUUGCAUUUGAGCAGCUGCUGAAGAACAACCUCAUCUUCUAUGAGGAAGACCUGGAAGGCUUUGGCAUUGACAUUAAGGAAGCAUCCAUCUACUCUGGAUUUUGCACCACAGUUCUUCGGGAAGAAGAAAUCAUUUCCCAGAAAAAGGUCUUCUUCUUUGUGCAUCUGACUCUGCAGGAGUUCUUUGCAGCUCUCCACGUCUAUGACUGUUUCAUAAAUAAUGAUACCAGACAGCUCAGCAGCUUCCUCGAUCUAAAGAGCCAAGAACAUACAUUACUUGAUCUUUUAAAGGUGACAGUUGACAAAGUGCUGGAGAAGAAAAAUGGUCACCUGGACUUCUUCCUGAGAUUCCUUCUUGGCCUCCUGGUUGGACCCAAUCGCAGAGUCCUUCAGGGUCUGCUGACUCCACCAGAUCAAAGUCAAGAUACUGACAAGAAAAUCUUGACUUAUCUCAAGUCUAUGCGAAGGAAGAACCUCUCUCCAGACAGCUGCAUCAACCUUUUCCAGACUAUGGUCGAGAUGAGAGAUCACAAAGUCAAAGAUGAGAUUCAGGAAUAUCUCGAACUGUCAGAUUGUUCAAAAACAGAGUUGACUCCCCUGCACUGCUCUGCACUGGCCUACAUGCUGCAGGUAUCGAAGAAUGAUUUGGAAGUCUUGGACUUAAAGAGUUACAACACAUCAGAUGAAGGCAGACGGAGGCUGAUACCAGCAGUGAGGAGCAGCAGAACAGCCUUACUAGCAGACUGUAAAGUGACUGAAGAGUGGGUUGAACAUCUGGCCUUUGGUCUCACCUUCCCUUUCUCGCCUCUACGACAUCUGGACCUGAGCAACAAUGAUCUGAGAGAUUCAGGAGUGGAGCAGCUGUGUAAAGGACUGUCGAGUCAGUGCUGCAGACUGAAAACUCUGAGGUUAUCUGGUUGUCUGGUGACAGAAAAAGGCUGUGAGUCUCUGGUCUCGGCUCUAAAGUCAAACCCUUCACACCUGAAAGAGUUGGACCUGAGCUACAACGAUCCAGGAGAAACUGGAGCAAAGAAGCUCUCUGAGCUGAAGGAUGAUAAACAAUACCAGCUCAGCCAGCUCAAUUUAGAACAUGGUGGAAGUCACCGGAAGAAACCAGGGUUCAAGAAAUAUGCCUGUGAGCUCACUCUGGACUCCAGCACAGCUCACAAGAACCUGCUGCUCUCUGAAGGGAACAGAAAGGUGACCUGGGUGGAGGAGGAGCAGCCGUAUCCUGAUCACACAGAGAGGUUUGAUCGCUGUCUGCAGGUUCUGUGUGAACAGGGACUAAAAGGACGCUGUUACUUUGAGUUUGAGGUGUCAGAGCAUUUCUGUGUUGGGUUAACAUACAGAAAUAUUGGCAGGAAAGGGGAUGUUGAUGCCUGCAAGCUGGGACACAAUGACAAGUCGUGGUGUCUGAUUUCUGCUGAUGAGGGUUUUUUUGUUCAGCACAACAAAGAGAAGGUCUGUGUAACUUCUCAGGCCUUGCGCUCCAGUCGGGUCGGGGUGUAUCUGGAUUCGGAGGCCAAAAGUUUGUCCUUUUACAGAGUUUCCUCUGACAGUCUCGUCCACCUCCACACCUUCAAAUCAACCUUCACUGAUGUUCUCUACCCUGCCGUUGCUCUUCACACUCAUUCAUCUGUAUUGUUUUGUCAGCUAACAUAGAAACAUCUCUCACUGCAGGCAGGUUAACAGCCAAACGAGUAGAUUUUCACAGAAAUAGGAGCAAUUACUAUCUAUGACUAAACCUUAGUUAGUUAGUGAGUCCGGUCUAAACAUUGCUCCCAGUAAUCAUUUCUUUUCAACCGGAGAAAAGUAGAUAGAACCAGAACAUGGAGUCAGAAUGUGGAGACACGUUAGUGCUGUCUUUGAAGUUUGAGGUUUUUUUAUUAUAUAUAGAUGUAAACUACCAUGUAAGUACCUCUUUAGGUUGAUAAACCUGGGAGCUGUAAGAGGUUUGUGUUGGCAGAUUUUUGUCUGUUCUCGGGAUCAAAUCAAGGAUAUUUAGGAAGUUGUGUAAACCAAAUGUGCGGUGAUGCAGACAGAAAAGUGGAGCUGCGUAUAUGGAGGGGAGACAGACAGACAGAGACUGCAGGCAGUUUACUUCCCACUUAUUCUGUCUUUUACUUCAUUGUUGUUAACAAUAAUGUUUAUUUGGCUAUUUUAAUGUGUACAAGUUUAAUGGGAAUUGUAAACUAAGACUUUUAUAUGGUUUUGUUGGGGUUAUUUGUUAAAGAAACUGGUCAGCAUUUUUUGUUGGGAACACAGCACCAGAAAGUGUGUGUUAAGACUUCACACUGAUAGAAAUGAUAGUAAAGUAAAAACAAGUAACACCUUGUUGAACUGGGAAAAAAAGUGAGGUGGGUCUAAUGGGAAGUGUUUCUUAGAACAGCCCUGUAAUAAUAGACACAUUAUAUGACUGAAUAGAUUUAGCUUAACACAUUAACAACAGCUAUUAAAAGUUGAUGCUGACUGAAUACUUAUUGUCUAUUAUUAUCCAAUUAAACAAAAGUAAACAAAAGUUGGAAGUAAAACCAAGUCAACAAACUUGAAAUAUAAGGCUCAGACCAAAAGUUAUAAAAAUGGCAGCAGCAAAAUAAAAGCCUCAAAAUCCAGGAGGUGUUUUCUGUGGGCGACUAUAAAUAUCUCUCCAAAAAGCUUCUCCUAAAAUAAAAUUUUUAACCGUUAAAUUAAAUACCAAAGGUGUUCUUAUCCAAUGACCCAAGCUGCUAAAAUGAUUAUUCAUGAAUUUAUCCUUUGCUUUGUCCACCAACAGUAUUUUGUGUGAAUUCUGUGUUUGUAACUAUUUUAGAAGUUCACUUUAAAGUUUGUUGUUACAUUUUGUUGUUUAGAGAUGCACUGUUUUCCACUGCAUGUGUUACAUCAUUAACUAUGUUUAACAGUAUAACGUCUAUAUGCACGUUAGCAAAAACAAGAAAGCACUUUUUAUCUACUUGAGCAGUGUUUGAAAUUUGCAUCUUGUGGUCAAAAAUAAAUCCUUUCGUAAUGAGAUGUGAUAUAUUAACAGCAAAUAAGAUCCAGGUUUCAGCACUUUAAAAGCAGUAUGUGAGUGAUUUAAUAGUUCAAGCUGUUCUCUCAGCCUGAAGUAAAAGUUGAACAGUCAGUGAGGUGACAGACUCUUUAUGAGGAAGAAAUACUUUGGCAGCAUUCUGUUACAAUGGAUUACUCCAACCACUCAGGCCUGCAGAAAAAAUAAAUUAUCAUAAAAAUGGAUUAUUGACAAAGUAGUGAAAGGUAAAAUUUCAUAAAGUUAAUGAGGACUUCUCCAAAUGUGGACACACGAUCCUUUCCCCCACCCAAUUAUAUUUGUAUGUUUUAUGAUCUGCUUGCUGUCAGCUUCUGCUGCUCUGUGUAGAUUGAGCUGAGAUCGGUUUAGGGGAGAAAAGCCAAAUGAUAUGAAAUCAUUUUCUUUAAAUGCUUCUUGUUCCACUUUUUAUUCUUCUUCAAAGAGUAGCUUUCAGUUUAAGUGUCUCUUUCUUUGAUAUUAUUAAAAGUAUGUAAGUAAGAUAAAUAUCUUUCCACAUUACCUGCUGUAUUUUUUUACUGUGUGCAUUUCUUGUACCAGUUAAAAAUAAACCAUUAGAUUCCUAAAA
Molecule: messenger RNA, 5741 nt
Organism: Oreochromis aureus
Lineage: Eukaryota; Metazoa; Chordata; Actinopteri; Cichliformes; Cichlidae
Product: protein NLRC3-like
Exons: 13
Coding region: 463-3792 (1109 amino acids)
Molecular function (GO): protein binding
Source: RefSeq, a predicted model, not a curated record